AACACAAAUACAAUACAACCAGCACUCUCUCUCUCUCUCUCUCUCUCUCUCUGGCCAGUGUAUGAAAACCGAAGCGAAAACAUGCUUUAACACGUGCCUUAUCAAUCUCAUUCUUCACUUUCAAAGACUUUUCUAUUGACUCAGUUACUUCAUUCUUCUUCUCCUCACCACACUUCUCAACAAAUCUCUCAAGAGAGAGAAACAGUAACAUUAACAUAAAUAGAGAGAGAAAGAGAGAGUUUUUUUUUUUUUUUUUUGUUUCAAUGAAAGGGGAAAUAAAAAUGAAGUCAAAAAUGAAAUGGGUUGGUCUUAUUGGGAUUGUUCUAUCAGCUUUUUCAAUCUUCAUUCACUUUCUUCUAGCUAGAUUCACUGAACUUGGUGUUUCAGAUUAUCAAUCUUCAGUUACAAUCUUCUCUUGGAGACCCAUCUUUGAUAAAACAGAUUUUCCUACUAAUAGUGCUUCAUAUAGAAGAUUAUGGGGACAGGUAAAGCGUCUUGAAUCUUUGUAUCCAGAUUCAAAUCCAAGAGGGUAUUAUUCUGAUCCUGGUUCACAAACCAACGGGUUUAUUUUUGUCCGGAUACAAGGUGGUUUUCACGAGAUCAGGAAUUCGAUAGCCGAUGUGGUUGUCGUUGCUAGACUUCUUAAUGCUACAUUAGCAAUGCCUGAAAUCCAAUCAACAACCAGCACCAAGGGAAUAAGCUCUCAGUUCAAGAGUUUUGCGUAUCUAUAUAACGAGGACCAAUUUAUAUUCUCAUUAGCAAAAGAUGUCAAAGUUGUGAGAACUCUUCCAAAAUAUCUAAAAGGUGCAAGAAGAAAGAAGGAGAUUCCGGUGUUUAAAGUUCCAUAUUCGGCAUCACCUUUUUAUUAUUUCCAUCAUGUUCUCCCUAUAUUAAAGAAGCAUUCAGUGGUUGAACUGGUUGUUUCCAAUGGCGGAUGCUUGCAGGCCAUUCUCCCUCCCAAUUUUGAAGAAUAUCAAAGGCUGAGAUGCCGAGUUUCUUUUCAUGCUCUUCAGUUCCGUCAGGAAGUUCAGGAACUUUCCGCUAAGGUUUUACAGAGAUUACGAGCUCCUAGUCGUCCAUUCAUUGCUUUUGAUCCUGGCAUGACGAGAGAGUCUUUAGCUUAUCACGGUUGUGCUGAACUUUUUCAGGAUGUACAUACUGAACUCAUUCAACAUAAAAGAACAUGGAUGAUAAAACGUGGGAUUGUCAAAGGGAAGCUUUCAGUCAACUCAGCUGAAGCAAGACUCAAUGGAUCUUGUCCUUUAAUGCCUGAGGAGAUUGGUAUACUUCUGCGUGCCUAUGGAUACUCGAAGGAUGCAAUUAUAUAUGUAUCUGGAGGAGAAGUCUUUGGUGGUCAAAGAACAUUGAUUCCUCUUCAUGCGAUGUUUGAAAAUGUUGUUGAUAGAACUUCUCUUACUACACCUUGGGAGAUGAUUAAGAUAUACGGGCAAGAAGUUAACCUUGUUAAUCCUCCUCCGGGACCACCACCUUUCGAAGAAGUUAAAAAGCUUGCAGCUUGGAAGAACGCAGGUCCACGUCCUCGUCCACUUCCUCCACCUCCAGCAAGGCCGAAAUCGUAUAACAUAGAGGGUUGGUGGGGUUGGGUAGCCGAAAGUGAUAAUGAACCUGAUAGCACAGUAAUGGAACUGAGGACCAAUGCUCAUAAAUUACUAUGGGAGGCUAUUGAUUAUGCUGUUUGUGUUGAAGCCGAUGUGUUCAUCCCCGGAUUUGACCGUGACGGGAAAGGGCAUUCGAAUUUCGCUAGCCUGGUGAUGGGGCACAGGCUAUAUCAGUCGGCUGCGUCAAAGACAUUUAGACCCAACAGAAAGGAAGCUGCUAAAUUUGUAGACGAGAUUCGUGAACACAUGUAUCAAGCAAAUCGUACGUGGCUAAAAUCAGUUCGCAGACAUUUGAGAAAAUCAUUACUUGAUGGAAUCAUAGAAGCAUCAAGUAAAUCAAAACCAUUAUCCUUUCUCUCUCAUCCAAUUCCGGAAUGUUCUUGUUUGCGGCAUGACUCCUUUGAAGCAUCAAAGAAUUCUUCUAUUCCUUUAUCUCUUGGUGUCACUCACCAGUGUCCUGCAUGGAUGGACACCGGUUCUGUUUCUCAAUCGAAAGAUAAAGAAAACGAUGAUGAUGGUGAUGACGAUGAUUCUGUAUCCGGUUUAUUCUUUAAACAAAGUGGUGGAAAUAAUGAAGGUGAAGCAGAAGUAAACACUAAAGAAGAAAAUCAAUUUGAGGAUCAAGAAGAGCUCGAGGGUGGCGAUAGAUGACAUCUAAGAUAAUAUGUUGUUGAUGGUUCAUCCGACAUUCGAUAAUGGAUUCACAUUCUCCGGAUUCAUGUACAUAACUGGUUGUUGCUACAAAUGCUUCAUCCCAGAUUUAGUUUUGGGCGAGGAAAGGAAUAAAGCCAUUAAUAUUUUGCCUCACUCGAAAACAUGGUUUUAAAUUGCGGUCACACAGUUAUGCUGCAAACUUUUAUAUCGUGGCAAAAUGCGGAAACAUGUUGCCGACGUGGUCAAAACUACAGUUGUGAUGCCAUAGCAAAACUAUUUCGUCCGCAAUUGCAGGCCUCAGUUUAAAACCAUGCUCAGGAAACCAUUUAAUACUAGAGAAUAAUCUAUAUAACAUAGGUGUAUUUUUUUUUUGGCUAAGUUAGCUCAAGUCCUUAAAUAUACAUUCCAUGCUAAUUUAUUGAUAAUAUAUCAGUUUUGGUGUAAACUUGAUGACCCUCCUAGCUAAUAUUAGGAUUAAGUUCAGUUUGACUGUAUUUUAUUGAUGCAGCACUGAGAACUCAACUGCAUUUUUGUAUCUUAUAAGAGUAGUAAUUUUAAUUUCAUCCAUUCCAUUUA
Trifolium pratense (red clover) is the source of this 2849-nucleotide messenger RNA. RefSeq names its product O-fucosyltransferase 27. Lineage: Eukaryota; Viridiplantae; Streptophyta; Magnoliopsida; Fabales; Fabaceae. The record is from RefSeq and is a predicted model, not a curated record. The transcript is spliced from 10 exons. The coding region runs from base 264 to 2270 and encodes 668 amino acids. Gene Ontology annotation, cellular component: cytoplasm; Golgi apparatus; endosome.